Messenger RNA from Zea mays, 2223 nucleotides. RefSeq lists its product as uncharacterized. Bases 113 to 1540 code for a protein of 475 amino acids. Lineage: Eukaryota; Viridiplantae; Streptophyta; Magnoliopsida; Poales; Poaceae. The transcript is spliced from 5 exons. Gene Ontology annotation, biological process: sterol metabolic process; abscisic acid metabolic process. The record is from RefSeq and is marked validated. Gene Ontology annotation, molecular function: oxidoreductase activity, acting on paired donors, with incorporation or reduction of molecular oxygen, NAD(P)H as one donor, and incorporation of one atom of oxygen; heme binding; iron ion binding.
CUCUUCUCUUCCUCCUCGUCCGCCGUUGCUGUCUGUCUGCCUCCUCCUCCGCCGCCUAGCUGCUUACCUGCUUCCACCGCAACAAGCAGAGUGCGAGCAAAGACAGAAAACCAUGGGCGCCCUGUUGCUCUUCGCCGUCUGCCUGCUGGCGCCGAUCGUGCUGGCCUGCGCCGUCCGUGGCAGGAAGCGGCGGGCCGCCGCGCCGGCGCCGGCGCCGGCGUGCGGCAAGAAGGCGCUGCCGCUACCGCCGGGGUCGAUGGGGUGGCCGUACGUGGGCGAGACGCUGCAGCUCUACUCGUCCAAGAACCCCAACGUGUUCUUCGCCCGGAAGCAGAACCGGUACGGGCCGAUCUUCAGGACCCACAUCCUGGGCUGCCCCUGCGUGAUGGUGUCCAGCCCCGAGGCGGCGCGCUUCGUGCUCGUCACGCAGGCUCACCUCUUCAAGCCCACCUUCCCGGCGAGCAAGGAGCGCAUGCUGGGCCCGCAGGCCAUCUUCUUCCAGCAGGGCGACUACCACGCCCGCCUCCGCCGCCUCGUCUCCCGGGCUUUCUCCCCCCAGGCCAUCCGCGCCUCCGUGCCGGCUGUCGAGGCCGUCGCGCUGCGCUCGCUCCGCUCCUGGGACGGCCGCCUCGUCAACACCUUCCAAGAGAUGAAGCUGUACGCGCUGAAUGUGGCAUUGCUGUCCAUCUUCGGCGAGGAGGAGAUGCGGUACAUCGAGGAGCUGAAGCAGUGCUACCUGACGCUGGAGAAGGGGUACAACUCGAUGCCGGUGAACCUGCCGGGCACCCUGUUCCACAAGGCCAUGAAGGCCCGCAAGCGGCUGAGCGCCAUCGUGGCCCACAUCAUCGAGGCCCGGCGCGAGCGGCCGCGGCCGCGCGGGAGCGACCUCCUGGCCUCCUUCCUGGACGGCCGCGAGGCGCUCACCGACGCCCAGAUCUCCGACAACGUGAUCGGCGUCAUGUUCGCCGCCCGCGACACCACCGCCAGCGUGCUCACCUGGAUGGUCAAGUUCCUCGGCGACCACCCGGCGGUCCUCAAGGCGGUCAUCGAGGAGCAGCAGGAGAUCGCUCGGUCCAAGGGCUCCUCCGGCGACGAACCCCUGACGUGGGCGGACACCAGGCGGAUGCGCGUGACGAGCCGUGCGAUCCAGGAGACGAUGCGGGUGGCGUCCAUCCUGUCCUUCACCUUCCGGGAGGCCGUGGAGGACGUGGAGUACCAAGGGUACCUGAUCCCCAAGGGCUGGAAGGUGUUGCCCCUGUUCCGGAACAUCCACCACAGCCCCGACCACUUCCCCUGCCCGGACAAGUUCGACCCCUCCCGAUUCGAGGUUGCUCCCAAGCCCAACACGUUCAUGCCGUUCGGCAACGGGACCCACUCGUGCCCGGGGAACGAGCUCGCCAAGCUGGAGAUGCUCGUGCUCUUCCACCACCUCGUCACCAAAUACAGGUGGUCCACCUCCAAGUCCGAGAGCGGCGUGCAGUUCGGCCCCUUCGCGCUGCCGCUCAACGGCCUGCCCAUGACCUUCGCUCGCAAGGACUGAUCGAGGAGCCACUGCACGGCCAUGGAUGGUGGUAUAUGCUAGCACUACACUACUAGUAAUACCCAGGAACGCGAAAAACCGCUUCCCGGCAGCGUUGCGGCGGCGGCCAUCGGACGGGACAGGGAAGGUGACGGUGACGGGCAUCAGGCGAGCGGGCAUGGGCCAUGGGAUCGAUGAUCAGAGAAAGAAAGAUUACGCAGCUCCUUGUACAGAUUCUUCCUCAGCUAGUAGGGCCGGAUCCCAAGAAGCCGGAAGAGGAGACCAAACACAAAAUUAGGCAUAGCCGCUUAGGUGCUACUCACUCUAAGCUACUAGUACUCCAGUAGGCAAGCAUCAGAUCACCCAGCUGCGCUACAAACAAGUGGCGUUUAAUUGUAAAACCAAACCAUUUUUUUUCUCUAUCUUCUUCUUCUUCUUUUUCCCUCCCCUUUAGAUUUUUUUUAUAAGCCAGCCAGAUAGUGGCACCCAUAGGAGAGAAGAACACAAGGAAACCAUAAAAGAAAGAGAGGGAGGCCCUGAUUGGGAUUCUAAUUGUAAGCUAGCUAGGUUGCCCACCUGAAAGCAGGCUGGCAGCUAGGUCGAGUAACCCACGGAUGGAUGGAUUGGAAUGGAAUGGAUGUAUCGCCGGAGUCAAACGGGAACCACGUCGUCGUCUUCCCGCAGCUCUUGCGUUUGUUUCGUCC